Messenger RNA from Triticum turgidum subsp. durum (durum wheat), 1329 nucleotides. The record is from the annotation of a GenBank genome assembly. Lineage: Eukaryota; Viridiplantae; Streptophyta; Magnoliopsida; Poales; Poaceae.
AUGGAGAUCGCGCGGUCCGCCGCCGCCGUGGGCUGCUCCAAGGAGCACCAGAGGAUCUACGCCGACUGGUUCGCCAUCGCCGACCCAGAUGGAGACGGGCGCGUCACGGGCGCCGACGCCACCAAGUUCUUCGCCAUGUCCGGCCUCUCCCGCGCCGACCUCAAGCAGGUUUGGGCGAUUGCUGACUCCAAGCGGCAGGGUUACCUCGGCUUCGGCGAGUUCGCGGCCGCGAUGCAGCUCGUAUCUCUGGCUCAAGCGGGGAAUGAGAUCACCCAGGACAGUCUCAAGCGUGAAGAUCUGAGUAGCUUCGAUCCUCCUGUGAUGAAAGGUCUUGAUGAGCUGCUUGCUAGAUCAAUGGCUAUUGUGAAUGUAGUUCGCCCACAAGAAAAUGGCACCCCUCAGGUGCAAGCACCUUCUACAAACAGCUGGUUCAGUUCCAAAUCAGCAAAGAAGAUUCAAACGCCUCUGACUGCUGUUACUUCUGUAAUUGAUGGCUUGAAAAGACUGUACAUCGAAAAACUGAAGCCUUUAGAAGUUGCAUACCGGUUCAAUGAUUUUGCCUCUCCAUUGCUGACGAACAGCGACUUCGAUGCGAAGCCAAUGGUUAUGCUCUUAGGUCAAUAUUCUACAGGGAAAACAACAUUCAUUAAGCACCUGUUGAAAACAAACUUCCCAGGAGCUCAUAUCGGACCAGAGCCCACUACUGACAGAUUUGUGGUUGUGAUGUCAGGAUCUGAUGAAAGGACUGUUCCUGGCAAUACAAUUGCAGUCCAAGCCGAUAUGCCUUUCAAUGGUCUCACGACAUUUGGGGGUGCAUUCCUAUCAAAGUUUGAAUGCUCUCAGAUGCCACAUCCUCUACUGGAUCAUAUCACCUUUGUCGACACUCCUGGUGUUCUCUCUGGUGAAAAGCAAAGGACCCAGCGUAGUUAUGAUUUCACUGGUGUAACUUCAUGGUUUGCUGCAAAGUGCGAUGUUAUUCUUCUAUUGUUUGAUCCUCACAAGCUCGAUAUCAGUGAUGAAUUCAAGCGUGUCAUUUCUUCUUUACGUGGGAAUGAAGACAAAAUACGUGUGGUGCUGAACAAGGCAGAUCAAGUUGACACUCAGCAGCUUAUGAGAGUGUACGGUGCGCUGAUGUGGUCUCUUGGGAAAGUUCUAAACACCCCUGAGGUUAUGCGUGUCUACAUUGGGUCGUUCAAUGACAAACCUGUGAAUGAAUCAGCUGUUGGGCCAAUUGGAAAGGAAUUGUUUGAGAAAGAGCAAGAGGAUCUCCUUGCUGACCUGAAAGACAUACCUAAGAAGGCUUGUGAUCGCCGGUCAAUGAGUUUGUGA